Molecule: messenger RNA, 2274 nt
Organism: Sinocyclocheilus rhinocerous
Lineage: Eukaryota; Metazoa; Chordata; Actinopteri; Cypriniformes; Cyprinidae
Product: kelch-like protein 34
Exons: 1
Coding region: 279-2042 (587 amino acids)
Molecular function (GO): protein binding
Source: RefSeq, a predicted model, not a curated record
GCUGACCCACCCCUUUGCACUCCCAAAGCAUGCUCAUUUGAUGCUUUGAGAAGUCAUGGACCACAUCCCAACAGACGCGGCUGGUGUACUGACCUUUUUCUUUUCUUCUCUAUUGUUUAGUCUUGACAACUUUUACAGGAGCAAGUCGACAUAACCACCUCUGCCUCCUCCCCUUUCUUUCUUUCCUCUUCCUUUUGUGCUGUCUUACUUUCAUUCAGUCCUGACUCACCUGUUCCUGACCCUGGUCUUCCUUAUUUCUCUCCCUUCCUCUCCAAGCGAUGAAUUACUACCUGAUGCUCAGCAACAGUCAUGGAGAAGGUGUUCUGUCUCGGUACCAGAGCUUGCGUCUAGAGGGUCGAAUGUGUGAUGUUGUUUUGGAGGCAGAAGGUGUGGAGUUCCCUGCUCAUCGCACUUUGCUAGCCUGUUCCAGUGACUACUUCUGGUCUGUGUUUAAGGACUACAAUCUGGAAUCUGGUGCCCGCACUAUCAGUUUGCCAGCCUUGUCAUCUCUGGGACUGGAGCAGAUACUGGACUUCAUCUACACCUCAUGGAUCUCACUGUCACCCUCCACUUUGGAGGUCACACUACAGGCUGCCUGUUAUCUACAGAUCACCCAUGCUGUGGAUCUUUGCACUCAAUACAUCUCCGAAAGCAUUGCUCCUGACAACUGCUGCUUUUUUGCUAAUAUAGCAGCUCGCUAUGGCCUUUCUGAAGCAUUCGAUGACAGCAACUCUUUUAUUGGCAGUAACAUGUGCAGGAUACUUGCAUCUGAGGAAUACAAAGCUGAGCUAAUGGAGUUAAACAUUGAUUCUCUGCAAGAGGUGCUCGUAGCUGAGGAGAUGCCAGGAGUGAAGGAGAUAGAUCUUCUGCAGCUGGUUUUGGACUGGCUAGAGUGCAACCCACAAUCUGCCCUGCAAAGUAAUGCAUUGCUCAGUCGGAUCCGAUUUGGUCUGAUUCCACAUACAAAGCUGUCUCAACUUAGUGCACUUAAACCUGCUCUACGUACACCCUUCAUCCACAGCGUAGUACAGAAAGCACUUAACUACCACCUUCAGGGUCCCCUACAACCUCUACUGCAAAGUGUCCACACCAGCCUAAGAGCAACAAAGAGCAAGAUUCUUCUGGUGGGAGGAGGACCAGAGGCAAACAGACCCCAGAAUCAGAUCCUAACCUAUGAACCUUGCUGUAAGAAAUUUCAGCCACUCUCAACAUCCUUGCCAAAUAAACUACAGCACCAGGGAGUAUGCGUUGUUGGGAACUUCCUAUUUGUACUAGGUGGUGAGGUGGUGCAGGUGGAUGAGGUGAAUGAGAAAAGUGCUGCGAUGACUGUUACUGACCAGGUGUGGCGCUAUGACCCACGGUUUGAGCAGUGGGAGGAGAUGGAACCACUCUUGCAGAAGAGGGCACAGUUUGCCUGCUGUGUGGUGGAAGGUGUUAUCUUUGCUAUUGGCGGACGGGGCCAGAAGGGUGAGCCUGCUUUGUCAUCUGUAGAAAUGUACAAUAUGAGUGAAGGGUGCUGGCGCAGUGCUGUAUCCCUACCGUAUUCAGUUCAUGGGCAUGCCUGUGCUAAUAUUGGAACAGGAAUCUACAUCUCAGGUGGCAUCCAUGUCAACAGCCCAGAGAGCAGCAAAGAAGUGCUGUUUCUGAAUGCCUUUGAAGGGGAUGCCUGGCAGAGACGUUCUAACAUGUCCAUUGCCAGAUUUGGCCACCAGAUGGCAACAGUGAGGGGAAGAAUUUACACGUUUUUGGGAAUGUACGAGGCCUUCUGUGACAUUGAACGCUACAGUCCUGAGCAAGACCUGUGGACCCGUCUAAAGCCCCUACUGAAUGAUCGCUUCUGCUAUGGUUUGACCACAACAGGGGGCAGACGUGUGCUUAUGUUCGGAGGCAGGAAAUGGCAGGAAGGACAGGAGGUGUGUACAACAAAUGUGCUGGAGUACGACACAGAAUAUGAUGCCUGGAGGGAAGUGUGUAAACUACCAGGGCCCUUGUGUGGGAUUCAGUGUGCCAUAAUGACUCUUCAAGACCCUCCGGAGACCUAAAAGUCAAAUACAAACACCAUCCCACAUACACACAGACAAACAGAUGGCUGUCAUGGGGCAGAGAGAGUUGAAGGACAGGGGUUAUCUUUGUGUCAUGGAUCCAUGGAAGGUAAAGUGGCAGGGAAAACAGGAUUUCUAUUUACCCAGAUACAGAAGACUUGAACGGGGGGUAAAAUGCUGUUAAGUGUUUUAAAGCAAGCAGCAAGGAGCUCCUGAAACUAGGUCACUAUGA